This is a messenger RNA of Acytostelium subglobosum LB1, 1032 nucleotides long. RefSeq lists its product as hypothetical. Lineage: Eukaryota; Evosea; Eumycetozoa; Acytosteliales; Acytosteliaceae. The annotation marks the transcript as partial. The record is from RefSeq and is a predicted model, not a curated record. The transcript has a single exon.
CUUCCAUCUAAACUGGAACACCUUACUUUGAUCAAUUACAAUACUCCCCUGCCAAUAUUACCAAGCCAUCAUUUAAAGUCAUUCAAUGUUAGUUUGGAUUAUAUGUCAAUUGGUCAUUAUAUAAAGAAACUAUAUAUAAAUGGAUCAUUCCCCUCUAGUUUGACAUCACUUGACUUACCUCAUUAUAUGAAUCAAGGUUUAACAGUUGGAACACUCCCACAAUCAUUGAUAUCUCUUCAUCUAGGAACAUAUAACAAUUAUCUACUACCUGGAGUCUUACCAAACAAUUUAGAGAAUCUUCGCACUGGCGUAGAAUAUAAUAAAUUGUUGGAGAAAAAUAUACUUGGAGAUAAUAUUCAAUCAUUGGAGUUUGGUACCAAUUAUAAUCAACCAAUUGGAGUUGGUGUAUUUCCAUCUAAUCUUAGAUCACUAACCUUUGGACGAGAAUAUAAUCAGGAAAUAUCUCCAAGAGUACUUCCAAAUAGCUUGGAAUCAUUGAUAUUUGGUCAUAGUUUUAAUCAACCGAUCAAUGAGGGUACAAUUCCAACUGGACUCAUUACUUUGAAGUUUGGUGACUCGUUCAAUCAACCUAUAGUGGUGUUGGAUACACUCCCUUCAUCUAUCACCAGUUUAUCAUUUGGUACUAGUUUCCAUCAGACUCUGAUGCUUUGCAUUCUCCCUUCAGCACUGCUCAGUCUCGGAAUAGCAUCAAAAAGGACGAUAGUAUGUGAGCUACCUGAAUCACUUACAUCACUUGAGUACACUGGUUCUUCAGCCAGCAUCAUUGAUGAUACUGUAAGAGAUUCCGAGAAUCUACAAAAUGUAUUGAUUCGUUUAAAUAUAAGAGAUCUAUCCAUUCUUGAAGGUAUUGGAAUGGAAAAGCCAUUUGAAUUUCUUACAAAGUUAAAGUUCGAACUUUACUUCAACUCUCCCUUUGAUCGAUCAUUCUUCCUCCAAAAGUUACUGAUCUUGAUCUUGGGAGCCUCUAUACCAAGAAGAUCAAGCCACAUACUUUGCCAAAGACUCUCAGAC